AUGGAUUAGAAUAAUAGUUUAUAACCUGGUUUGAUUAUUGAUUAAAGAUUCAAAUUAUUAAAGAAAAUUGACAGUGGAAGUUUUGGAAUAGUUUAUCUAACAUUUGAUUUGGAUGAAAAAGAAUAUUGUGCAACUAAAUUUGAGAAUCGCAAUUUAUAAUUAAGAAUGAUGAAUAGAGAAAUAUUAAUAUUGAAACAAAUCAAAGGAAUUAAUGGUAUAUUGAUUUUGAUAAUAUUAUUUUUAUUUUAGGAUUUCCAGACAUAAUUCAUAAUGGGAAAGAUAGAUAAUACUCUUAUUAUAUGAGUACAUUAUUAGGUGAGAAUCUUGAGGUUCUAUUAAAAAGAUGUGGAGGUAAAUUUUCUCUUCAAACUACAUUAUAAUUAGCAAUCCAAUUAAUUGAUCGUUUAGAAGGUUAUGUAUAAUUUAUAACAUUUAGUUUUUCAUAGCAUGAAUUUUAUACAUAGAGACAUCAAACCUGAAAAUUUUCUAAUAUCCAAAGAAGAUACAUCCUUAGUUCAUUUGAUUGAUUUUGGUUUAUCUAAAUAUUAUAGAGUGGCAGAUGGAAAACAUAUUGAAUUUUCUUAGAAAACAGGAAUUAUAGGAACUGCUCGUUAUGCUAGUAUUAAUACAUUAUAAUGUAUUAAUAAUUUUAUUAUUCAGGGAUGGAACAAUCAAGAAGAGAUGAUUUAGAAAGUUUGGGUUAUAUGUUAAUUUAUUUUGUAAAAGGAGAGUUACCAUGGUCUAAUGUCAAAGCAUGUAAUAAAGAAGAUAAGUAUGAUCAAAUAUUAUAAGUAAAAAUGAGUAUUCCACUUAUGUAACUUUGUUUGAAUUUACCAAAAGUAUUAAUUUAAUAUUUUAUUUCAAGUGUUUCAUCCAUUAUUUCUAACAUGUUAAAUCAUUACUAUUUUAAUAAUAACCAAAUUAUUCUCAUUUAAGAAAUUUAUUUGAAAAAUAACUCUAAGAUUAUGAUCAUCAACUUUAUGAUUGGGAACUAAAAUAAAUGGAAAAGUAAACAUAAGAUAUUCUUAUUGAUCCUAAUUCCAUUCCAAAUAUUAGAUUAUAAUCUGAAAUUGAUUUAGUUCCUCCUGUUGAUGAAGAAGGAGAGGCUUUUCACUUAAAAUAAGAGAAUUAACACAAUGUUAAAUUUAUGAAAUAAUUACAUGAAAAAUAUUUUGAUCAUAAUACUUUUAAAUAAUAGGAUGAAUAUUAAUUGUAAAAAAACACUUCCAUUGAACCUAAAAGUUAAGCUACAAGCAAAUAAAAUAAUUAUUAAAUUAGUAAUCACACUUUAAUUUAAGUAGAAUCAUAACCAUAUAUACAGAACAAUAAUAAUUAAUUCACUAAAAGAAAAGAUUCAAAAUCUUAUACUUCUUUUAAACAAAGUUAAGAACAUAAAGAAAAUAGAAAAUUUCGAUAAUCUAAUGAUGAUUAUGAUUUGGAUAUGGCUAAUGAUGAUGGACCUAACUUAGACUUAAAAAAUCUCGAAGUUAAUUACUUUUUAAAAUGA
Molecule: messenger RNA, 1507 nt
Organism: Paramecium pentaurelia
Lineage: Eukaryota; Ciliophora; Oligohymenophorea; Peniculida; Parameciidae
Source: the annotation of a GenBank genome assembly